AUGGUCGUGUCCAUCAAAGGUUUGAUGGUCAAAGGCUCGAUCAGAUAUAAGCCUGGACGCUAUCUAGCUGCUAUCGACCUGACUACCGGUUGCAAGAUUGACAUUAAGAGACUGAUCACGAAUCGGUUCAAGUUCGAGCUGGCGGAGGAAGCAUUUGAGUUGAUCAAGGCCGGUCGGUAA
This is a messenger RNA of Rhinocladiella mackenziei CBS 650.93, 180 nucleotides long. RefSeq lists its product as uncharacterized. The record is from RefSeq and is a predicted model, not a curated record. The coding region runs from base 1 to 180 and encodes 59 amino acids. Lineage: Eukaryota; Fungi; Ascomycota; Eurotiomycetes; Chaetothyriales; Herpotrichiellaceae. The transcript has a single exon.